AUGGCCGGCGCCCAGGCGAAGCAGCGGCAGUGGCAGGGCGCGCUGCACCUCAUGGGCGAGAUGGAGGCCGCCGGGCGGCGGCCGAACGUCGUGACCUUCAACACGAUGGUCGGCUGCUUAUCGUCGUCCAGAUGUUGGGAGAAGGUGCUGUUGCUGCUCGCCGCCAUGCGGGGGCGCGAGUGCCACCCGAACGCCCUCACGCUGGGCGUCGCGGCGAGCGCCUGCGCGGGUGGCUCCCAGCCGGGCCGGGCCCUCGGCCUGCUGCGGGACCUGCUGCUCUCCGGCGCGAGGCCGGACGUCCGCGGCUACGGCGCCGUGGCAGCUGCCUGCGAGAGGGGAGCCCAGUGGGCACUGGCCUUGGAGGUGCUCCGGAUGGCAGUGGAGCAUGGCCCCGCGCCUGACGUGGUCCUGUGCAGUAGCGUCCUCAGCGCGCUCGAGAAAGGCGGGCAGUGGGUUCGGGCCCUGCACCUCCUAGCGGAGAUGUGGCGCAGCGGGCCCGCACCCAACGUGAUCACCCUCGGCGCGGCGCUGAGCGCCUGCGAGCGGGCCAGCCGUUGGGAGCACGCGCUGUCGCUCCUGGUGGAAUCCCCCGGCAUGGCACUCAGGCCAGACGUCAUCGCCUACAACGCCGCCAUCAGUGCCCUCGACAAGGGCCGGCAGUGGCAGUGUGCCCUGGAGGCGCUCAGGUGGUGCUCCUCUGGGGGCCUCAAGCCGGACGCGGGGAGCUACGGUGCCGCAAUCAAUGCGUGCGGGCGGGGCCUGCGCUGGCAGCACGCCCUAGACUGCCUGGAUCAGAUGCGCCUGGGCCGCGUGUCUGCCAACACCGCCGCUUACGGCGCGGUCGUCAACGCGUGCGACCAGGGCCAGCAGUGGCAGCGCGCCGUGAGCCUGCUGCAGCACAUGCGGGGCCUCCGCCUCGCCCCGGACGCGGCGGCGCACGCCGCCGCGAUGAGCGCGUGCGAGAAGGGCCGCAGGUGGGAGCACGCGCUCGCGGCGCUGGCGGAGCUCCGGCGCGGCCAGGCCGCGCCGAACUCCGUCGCGCUGACCACCGCCAUCUCGGCCUGCGAGGUGGGAUGGCACUGGCAGGAGGCGGUCGCCCUGUUCGGGGAGGUGCGGGCGCAGGGCUCCCCGCCGUCCGUGGUGACGUACGGCGCGGCGGCCAGCGCGCUGCACAGGGGCGCGCAGUGGGAGCUGGCGGUGGGGGCCCUGCUGGAGAUGCGGGCCGAGGGCAUCUCAGUCAACACGAUCGCGCUUAACGCGUCGAUCAGCGCGUGCGGGGCAUGCCUGCAGUGGCGCCCGUCGCUCGAGCUGCUGGGGGGCAUGGUGCGGGCCCGCGUUGCCUGCAGCUUGGUCACCUACGGCGCUGUCGUCGCAGCGUGCGCCGGCUCUGGGCGCCAGGACCUGGUCGGCCACAUUCGAUGGUCCUCAGGACGCGUGCUGGAGCCCAGCGUGUGCCGAUGGCGCGCAGCCAGUGUCGGCCUCCGUUGCGCCGCCUGCGCCAUACUGGGGGGCCCCGGUGGACAAGCGCAUGUUGGUGCUAUUUUUUUUCGCGGCGCCGGCGAUCGCGCGGCGCUGUCGAGGCCUAGGUUGGGUCGCAAUGCGACGGAUCUAUUGCCACACAGAGGCGCGGGCGAGACAGAGGGCGGCCGUAGAGGGGAGCGGGCGGCGCUCUCAGACCAUGCAGGCCUUGAGGCGCAGCGUGACGGCCGCGGGCUCCGGGUGGGAGUCGUGCGAGGUGGUCCGCUAACCAGCACAUGUUCCAAGGAUAGGCGGCACACCACUGGCAGAGCGAUAGUGUGA
Messenger RNA from Prorocentrum cordatum, 1800 nucleotides. The record is from the annotation of a GenBank genome assembly. NCBI's taxonomy places the organism in Eukaryota, Dinophyceae, Prorocentrales, Prorocentraceae.